GGAGAUUUUACAGCUGGAUACACUGUCUGUGGCUGAAGCAUGAAGAAAGAACAGGUUGUAAACUGUCAGUUUUCGGUUUGGUAUCCUAUAUUCAAGAAACAUACGAUUAAAAGCUUGAUUCUUCCUUUGCCUCAGAAUGUGAUUGAAUAUUUACUCGACGACGGGACCCUUGUAGUUCCUGAGAGCACCCAACAGCCAGCAACAAAUUGCAAUGACUCUGACUUGGAGGAAGACAUCCAGUGGUCAGAUGAUGAGACAACGACUACUGUCACAGCUCCAGAGUUCCCAGAAUUCACUUCCAAAGUGCAGGAGGCCAUAAAUGCCCUGGGAGGCAGGGUAUUCCCCAAACUGAAUUGGAGUUCUCCACGGGAUGCGAACUGGAUCGCCCUGAACAGCUCCCUGCAGUGCCACAGCCUGAGCGACGUCUUCCUGCUCUUCAAGAGCUCUGACUUCAUCACGCACGACCUGACCCAGCCGUUCCUCUUGUGCAACGAUGACUCCCCGGAUCCAGAGAUAAGCUUCGAGCUCGUACUGAGGAAGUGGAGUGAACUCAUUCCGGGAGGGGAGUUUCGGUGCUUCGUCAAGGAGAACAAGCUGAUUGGUAUCUCCCAGAGGGACUACACCCAGUACUACCAACACAUCUCCAAGCAGAAGGACGACAUCUGCCGCGCCAUCCACGACUUCUUCAGGGAUCACAUCCAGUACAAAUUCCUGGACGAGGACUUUGUUUUGGAUGUGUACAGAGAUAGUGAGGGCAGGGUGUGGGUGAUCGAUCUGAACCCCUUUGGAGAGGUGACCGACUCCCUGCUUUUCACCUGGGAGGAGCUGACCAAUCAGGUAGAAAGAGACCCUGACCAACAGGAUGGCCCUGUGUUCCGCUACACCACCAGUGAGGUGACAGUGCAGCCCAGCCCCUGCCUCAGUUACCGGAUGCCGCGUGAUUUCGUCGACCUCUCCACCGGCGAGGACGCCUACAAGCUCAUCGACUUCCUCAAACUGCAGAAAAACCAGCAAGAACAAUCUGAUGAAGAGGCGUGAAUAACUAGGACAGCAGCAACGAAAGGCCAAGCGUUUUGGGAGUGUAAUGCCUUCUGUACUUUGUAAUGCCUUCUGAAGUGCAGAGGCUGAAUGCUUGUAGAUCAUUGUCUAUGUUUUAUAGUUCUUUUUGACCGGACAGACAGAUACUCCCUCUGUAGUAUAUUAUCUUGGGUUCGGAAUGGACUUGGGUUCUCAAAAUCAAUAGUGUUAACAUACGGAUGUUUAUUUCAUUUAUUAAAGGCAUGGGUAGUGUGUAGCAGUUAAGCUGAAUUAGCGUUAUGGUUUCAUUGCUGAAUGAUUUCCUUUUGUGAUGAAAAGUGAGGCUUGGCAAUGUGGCCUGCUUGUGUUCAGAGUGUAGCAAAGGGUGGAAUGGUUUAGAAGCCAUUUUGGUGAAAAGGCUUGGAAGCCGUUUUGGCCAAAGGGCUUGGAAGCCAUUUUGCUCUGUGUCUAGCAAAGCAGUAUAUGUCCAGACAAGUCAGCUGCGUGGAACCUCUGUCCACGUCACCUUUUAUCUUCAUUGGCCUUUUGAAGGAGCAACUCCAUCACAUCAGCGCUCCCUGCAUUAACUAAAGGAAACACUGCGUUCUGAGAGAGGGGUUAAACAUCAUUUUGCGGAAUCCCCAGCAAGGCUCUCAGAGCACCUCCGCAGUGCGUCGGGGGAACACAUUGAGUUUUAAGGCCAGCGUAUUUUUUGUUUUGUUUUUACACUGGCAAAUUCAAGUACUUCUCAUUUUUCAUUUGAUUUAGGCACUAACAUAUGCAACAAAUUAUUUGACUUUAAAAACAAAAAUCUGAGGAAAACAUUCCAGUCACAAACACUCACUCUACCGCUGCAUAUAUUUAUUUUGUACAGGAGUGUUUUCAGUGGAAAAGCCCCUGCUCUGUGAGGUGUUUCUGGAACUUAAUCAGGGCUGGUGGAAUAACAGUGCUAAAUAAAGCUAGUAAUAAAGCUUAAGUGUGUGAACCUCUGCUACUGUCUGCUGUCUACUGUCUACUGUCUCUGUCCACUUCUGAGGAAGACCAUAAAUGGCAUAGCUUUUAUAAUGCUACAGUGUAAAAUAAUGAUCACGGUGUUCUUUUUUGCUUUUGCACAUUGUGGCCAGAAUGAAUAAUUUAAUAUGAGCUUGUUAUGGUUGGAUAAGACAGCUUUGUGUUCUGAAACUGUUGGGACGUUUUUUGCAU
Megalops cyprinoides (Indo-Pacific tarpon) is the source of this 2220-nucleotide messenger RNA. It is a transcript of the gene cdc123, whose product is annotated as cell division cycle 123 homolog (S. cerevisiae). Bases 40 to 1038 code for a protein of 332 amino acids. The transcript has 13 exons. Gene Ontology annotation, cellular component: cytoplasm. NCBI's taxonomy places the organism in Eukaryota, Metazoa, Chordata, Actinopteri, Elopiformes, Megalopidae. The record is from RefSeq and is a predicted model, not a curated record.